Gossypium raimondii (Peruvian cotton) is the source of this 773-nucleotide messenger RNA. Its product is annotated as signal recognition particle 19 kDa protein. The record is from RefSeq and is a predicted model, not a curated record. Gene Ontology annotation, biological process: SRP-dependent cotranslational protein targeting to membrane, signal sequence recognition; SRP-dependent cotranslational protein targeting to membrane. The transcript is spliced from 4 exons. Gene Ontology annotation, molecular function: 7S RNA binding. NCBI's taxonomy places the organism in Eukaryota, Viridiplantae, Streptophyta, Magnoliopsida, Malvales, Malvaceae. Gene Ontology annotation, cellular component: signal recognition particle, endoplasmic reticulum targeting. Bases 168 to 581 code for a protein of 137 amino acids.
AUGUUUUAUUAACUAUGAUGGGCUUUACUCUUAUUUUGCCCAGCCGGUUUUUUUUUUUCACGGCAAUUAGCAGGCGAUUUACAUUCGAGUAACCCAAAAUUUCGUAGCUGGAUCCGCCUCCGCCUCCGAACAGUUGUCACCGGAAUCGGAAAUUCAGAUAAGUGAAGAUGAAUGGAGAAGUCCCCAACAUAAAGAAAUGGGUUGUUUUCUAUCCUGUUUAUAUUAAUUCGAAGAAAACAGUAGCUGAGGGAAGGCGAAUCAGUUUGGCUAAAGCCUGUGAAAAUCCCACUUGUGUUGAAAUUGCUGAUUGCUGCAACCAUCUCAAAGUCCCUAAUGCCAUUGAGAUUGAUAAGGCGUACCCUCGUGAUUUCAUGCAAAGAGGGAGAGUGAGGGUCCAGUUGAAAAAGGAAGAUGGGACUUUAUGGAAUCCAGCCAUUUCUUCAAGGAAGCAGCUGAUGCUCCAAGUUGCAGAGUUGGUACCUAGACACCCGGGAAGGACUAAGAAGCAGGAAGCUCCAUCAACAUCAAGUGCUGCUGCCGGAUCUUCCAAGCCCGGGAAGGGUGGAAGAAAAAAGCGAUAGUUGUGUAACCUCCCUAAUCAACAGAAGGUCAUGGUGUUCCCUUUGAACAUUUUAAAAUUUUCCAUUGAGUAACAUCUUCAUAAGGUUAUGGUUUCUUUUUGGUUUAUCUGAGUGUGCUUUGGAGUAGAUGGUUCCAAAGGAAUUCCUUAAAUUAUUGAUAGGUUAAUCAUUAAACCCUUGGAUUUUAUUGAA